AAUGGAUAAAAAGAUAAUAGCAGAUGUAUUCCAAAGACAUUUAGAUUAAUUGACCAGUCGUCUCAAUGAAGUAUGUUUUAAUAAAUUAGGAGAUAGGACAUUCCAGCACUGUGCAUUCUAUCAGGAAAAGAGGAUGGCUCAAUCAAACCAAAAACUAAAGCUUUAUUUGUGUGGUUAUUUGGAUACGAUAUGAUUGAGACCGUGUUCAUAGCAACAAAGAAACAAAUUUUCUAUUUGGCAAGUGAGAAGAAGUGUAAAUAUGUUGUUUUUACUUUUUAAUAGUGUAGAUGAUGGAGGAGACUAAACAACGAUUGGGUGGCAGAUAUGAAGUACACUUCUAUAAGAAAGUUGCUGAUAAUCGUGAAAGUUUUGAAAAAAUUCGUUAGAAAUUAGGGAAUGUUAAGCUAGGAAUGCCUACUACAGAGCAACAGGCAGGUACUUUAGCCACAGAAUGGUAUGACUAUAAAGGAUGGUCUCAAAUUGUGGAUGCAAGUUAAUUUAUAAGCGAUAUACUUGCAGUAAAGGAUGAUUAAGAAUAAGCCUUUAUAAAUCAAUCAUCUUAAUUGACAACUCGUCUUUUCAAGAAACUCAUAAAAUAGAUAGAAGAUUCAAUAGAUGUUGGAACACGCAUAACUCAUUAAGAUUUAGCUAAGAAAGUAGAGUAAUCAUUGGAUAAUGACAAACAAAAAGUUAUAAAAGAUAUUGGAUUAUAAGAUGGCUUAUAUGAUUUUGCUUAUACACCAAUAAUUUAGAGUGGUGGUAAUUAUCAGCAAGUUGAUAGUCCCAACAAAGAAUAUCUUUCUUCAGAUGUCAUUAUCAUCUCACUUGGUACUUAAGUGAAUGAAUAUAAUACUAAUUGUAUUAGAACAUUGUUUAUUAAUCCUACAGAAGUUCAAAAAAAAUUGUAUAACACAAUACUAGAUGUUUAGAGCAAAAUAGUAGGAUUAUUAACAGUAGGGAAUCCAUUGAAUUAAGUUUAUAAGGAUGCAUUAAUAAUAUUAGAACAAAAAACUUUAGAAUUGAGUAUAGCAAAUAUUUAAUUUCCAACUUCUUUUGGAUACGGCAUAGGUCUAGAAUUAAAAGAGCCUUUUCUUGCAAUUUCUGAAAAGAGUACACAUAUUGUAGCAAAGAAUGAAGUAUAUUUUGUUUAAGUAACUUUGGAAAAUCUACCUAAUGGAUAAAAAGGUAUAAACUACACAAUUUCUGUUGGUGAUGUUAUAGUUGUCACAAAUGGAGCAGCCAAUGUUACAACUAAUUAAAUUCCUAAAGCUUAUAAAUAAAUAUCAUAUUAAUUACAAGAAGAGGAUGAAUAACCAGCUCCUAAGUAAUAACCUAAGUAACCGGAUGCUCCUAGAGAAGGUAGAACUAGAGGACCACGUAAUUAACAGAUUUAAAUACAAAGGGAGAAUGAAAAGUAGAGACAAAUUCAUUAAGAGAAGUUAGCCAAGGAUAAAUAAACUGAAUUAGAGUAAAGGUUAGAGCAGGAAUAAUUUAUAUAGAAUUCCUAAGAAACUAAAGCAUUAGAGUUAGAAAAAUUAUAGUGUUACUAAAAACCAGAACAAUAUCCAAAAGAGUUGUAAAAAGGAUAGAUUUAUAUUGAUAAUUAGAAGUGUGCAGUUUUAGUACCAUUAUUAGGUACUCAUGUACCAUUUCAUGUUUCUUGUAUUAAAAAUGUUAGUAAGAUUGAUGAAGGAAAGAUGGGCUCAUCUAUAAGAAUCAAUUUCUUUACUUCUGAGACAACUGCAGGAUAGAUUCAAUUCCCAUAAAUAGAUGGAGAAACUAUAUUUAUUAAAGAAUUAUAAUAUAGAUCAAAGAAGAGUGAUCGUCCUUAGAAUUUAAUAUUGUAGAUAAAAUAAUUAUAGAAAAAAGUGAAGGCAGAAUAAUAAGUGGAAAGAGAGAAAUAACAUGUUGGUGAAUUAGAACCUUUAGUAGUCAGCAAAUCUGGAAGAAAACCAAUUUUUAAAGAUUUGAAAGUGAGACCUACUUUUGGAUCUGGUAAAGCUGCAGGUAUUUUGGAAGUACAUUAAAAUGGAUUUAGAUAUGUUCAUUAAAAUAAAGAAUAAUUGGAUAUUGUAUUUAAGAAUAUUAAGCAUUACAUUUAUUAAAGUCCAGAAUAAGAUAUUAUAGCUGCCUUACAUUUUCAUCUUCAUUCUCCUAUAGUUCUAGGUAAGAGAAAGACACAUGAUGUGUAGUUUUAUUGUGAGGUUGGAGGAGCAGUAGAACAUUUAGAAGGAAGAAGAAAAAAUAAUAGAAAUGAUGAUGAUGAAAUAGAAGAGGAAGAGAGAUUGCGUGUACAUAGAAAAAAGAUGGCUAGAGAAUUUGAAGUGUUCAUUAAAACAAUUGAGGAAAUGGGUGCAGAUUAUAAAAUAUAAUUUGAAAAACCAUUUAGAGAUCUUGGAUUUGAAGGAAAUUGGAAUAGAGCUAGAUUAUUUUUAUAACCUACUCAUAAUACUUUAAUGAAUGUUGUUGAAAGUCCAUUCUUUAUCUUGACAUUAUCUGAAGUUGAAAUAUGUUGUUUUGAACGUAUAAUUCCAGGAAUUAAAUCUUUUGACUUAGUUUUUGUUUUUAAAAAUUAUGAUAAAUAGGUUUUGAGAAUUGAGAGUAUUGAUAUUAAAGAUUUAGAAGGUGUUAAAAAUUGGUUAGAUAGAGUAUUAUUUAAUAUAUAUAUAUUUAUAGAUGAAUUUACUCUUUUUUGAAGUAGCAUAGAAUUUAGUUUGGAAAAAUGUACUUGCCUAAAUUUAAAAAGAUAUUCCAGGAUUUGUUUAAGAUGGAGGUUGGACUAAUAUUUUGGCUGAGAGUGAGGAAGAGGAAGGAGAAGAUGAUGAUCCAGAAGCUGGUGAUAGUGAAUUUUCACCUGAAUAAUCAGUACAUAAUAAAAUUAAUGUUAUUAGGAAGAAGAUGGAGAUGAUGAUGAUGAUGAUUCUGAUUUUACUGAAGAUGAUGAUGAUGAUGAUGGUGAAAGUGAUGAUGAAGAAGAUGAGGAUGAUGAUUUAUCUGAUGUUUUGGAUCUCAAUAAUAUUAGUGAUUAAGAUGAUGAUGAUGAUGAUGAAUCUGAAUCUGGUAAUUUACUAUUUACAUUCUCUAGAUAAACCAAGACGUAAAAAUAAAUCUAAACCUUAAUCAAAACCACAACCUAAACCAUCAUAAAAACCAACUUCUGCAAAACCCACUCAAUAACAAAAAAGACCACCACCAAGAAAAUGAG
Molecule: messenger RNA, 3205 nt
Organism: Paramecium pentaurelia
Lineage: Eukaryota; Ciliophora; Oligohymenophorea; Peniculida; Parameciidae
Source: the annotation of a GenBank genome assembly